UUGUCAAAACCAACGAUGACAUCCACCCAACCUCUCUUUCCCGUUUCUCUUCCUCUUCCUUCUCACACGCUUAAUACCCGCCAUGCUCGACCACCGACCUCUCAGAAACUAGGACUUCAAGCUCAAUCUAUUUUCACUAACACCACUAAACAGAAACCCAAACCCGAAACGCUCUCUCCAUCAUUAUGGAUCGAGAACCUCCGGUCCCAGACUCGACUGAAUCUUUUUCAAGAAGCCCUUUAUUCCUACAUUGAGAUGACAGUUGCAGGUAUUUCACCGGACAACUUUGCCUUUCCGGCAGUCCUAAAGGCCGUCACGGGCCUCCAAGACUUGAGUUCAGGGAAGCAGCUCCAUGCUGCUGUCAUCAAGUUUGGCUACCAUUCAUCUUCGGUGACUGUGGGCAACACCCUUCUUAAUUUGUAUGGCAAAUGUGGAGGCAUCGAUGGUGUUAUCCAGUUGUUCGACAAAAUGCCUCUGAGAGAUCAAGUGUCUUGGAAUUCGUUGAUUGCCGCAUUGUGCAGGUUUGAGGAGUGGGACUUGGCAUUAAAGGCCUUUCGGUGUAUGCAUUCAGAUCAGGUGCAUCCCAGCUCGUUUAGUUUGGUUAGUGCUGCACUUGCAUGUUCCCAUCUGGGUAGGCACUACGGGUUGCCGCUUGGGAAGCAAAUUCAUGGGUAUAGCUUGCGAAAUGGUGAUGAUAAGACAUUUACAAAUAACGCCUUGAUUGCCAUGUAUGCCAAAUUGGGUAGGAUUGACAGCUCCAAAGCUUUGUUUGAGCGGUUUGAGAACCGUGAUAUGAUUUCUUGGAACACCAUGAUUAGUUCAUUUACACAAAACGAUCGGUUUGCAGAGGCAUUGGCUGUCUUGCAUCACAUGAUUAUUGAAGGGACUAAACCCGAUGAAGUUACAAUUGCUAGUGUGCUUCCUGCCUGCUCCCACUUGGAGAUGUUGGAUAUUGGAAAGGAAAUCCAUGCUUAUGCCCUUAAAAAUUAUAACUUCAUUGAGAAUUCCUAUGUGUGCAGUGCACUAGUAGACAUGUACUGCAAUUGUAAGCAGGUUGAAAGCGGCCGUCGAGUCUUCAAUGGUAUCUCAGAAAGGAGAAUCGGGCUCUGGAACGCCAUGAUUGCGGGCUAUGCUGAACACAUGCUUGAUGAGAAGGCAUUAAGACUCUUCAUAGAGAUGGAGGUGGUUUCUGGACAAUGCCCAAACCCAACAACAAUGGCGAGUGUGUUGCCGGCUUGUGUUCGUUGUGUAGAAUUCUCUCAUAAGGAGGGUAUGCAUGGGUAUGUAGUGAAGCGGGGUUUCGAAACAGACAGGUAUGUGCAGAAUGCUCUAAUGGACAUGUACUCUAGGAUGGGGAAGUUGGAUGUUUCACGGAAGAUAUUUGAGAGCAUGGAAGUGAAAGACCUUGUUUCCUGGAACACCAUGAUCACAGCUUAUGUCACUAGUGGCCGGCAUGAUGAUGCACUUCUUUUGCUACAUGAAAUGCAGAGAGUAAGAGAAGCUAAAGAUGGAAACAACGGAGACUUUGAAGAUGAUGAAACAAUUUCAUACAGACCAAAUUCAAUCACACUCAUGACAGCUCUUCCUGGUUGUGCUGCCUUAGCAGCACUGGCAAAAGGAAAAGAGAUCCAUGCGUAUGCCAUUAGAAAUUGUUUGGCAUCAGAGGUUACAGUUGGCAGUGCACUGGUGGACAUGUAUGCAAAAUGUGGUUGCUUGAGCUUAUCAAGAAGAGUAUUUGAUGGGAUGCCCAAGAGAAAUGCCAUAACUUGGAAUGUCCUUAUCAUGGCUUAUGGGAUGCAUGGACAAGGGCACGAAGCCCUCAAACUAUUCCAACAGAUGAUAGGAGAGGUGAAACCAAACGAGGUCACGUUCAUUGCAGUCUUUGCUGCUUGUAGUCACUCUGGCAUGGUGAAGGAAGGCCUAGACCUGUUUCACAGCAUGAAAGACAACCAUGACAUUGAUCCGUCGCCAGACCACUAUGCUUGUGUUGUGGAUUUGCUAGGUCGAGCGGGUCAGCUGGAGGAAGCUUAUCAACUCAUUGCCACCAUGCCUUUUGGGCCUGACCAGGCAAUUGUUUGGAGUAGUUUUCUCGGGGCAUGCCGGAUACAUCAAAAUGUAAAGCUUGGGGAGAUUGCAGCACAAAAUCUGCUGCGGUUGGAACCUAAUGUAGCCAGCCAUCAUGUUCUGCUCUCGAACAUCUACUCCUUGGCCGGGCUUUGGGACAAAGCAAUGAAGGUUAGAAAGAACAUGAAGGAAAUGGGAGUGAGGAAAGAACCCGGUUGCAGUUGGAUUGAGUUUGGGAAUGAGGUCCAUAAGUUCAUGUCUGGGGACGAAUUGCACUCGCAAAGUGCCCAGCUCCAAGCUUUGCUCGAGAGAUUGUCAGAGAGAAUGAGGAAAGAAGGAUAUGUCCCUGACACAUCAUGUGUUCUUCACAAUGUAGAUGAGGAGGAGAAGGAAUACCUUCUGUGUGGGCACAGUGAGAGAUUGGCCAUAGCGUUUGGUAUCCUUAACACCCCUCCUGGAACUACCAUUAGGGUCACCAAGAACUUGAGGGUUUGUAAUGACUGUCAUGUGGCAACUAAAUUCAUCUCAAAGAUAGUGGAAAGGGAUAUAAUCGUCAGGGAUGUAAAGAGGUUCCAUCAUUUCAGGGAGGGGUCCUGCUCUUGUGGAGAUUAUUGGUGAGCAAGAUCCAAAUCAAUAUUUUGGGGCAAAUUAGUUGAAUUUCACUAAUGCUAGAGACAACGAAAUCUCCCA
Molecule: messenger RNA, 2754 nt
Organism: Telopea speciosissima
Lineage: Eukaryota; Viridiplantae; Streptophyta; Magnoliopsida; Proteales; Proteaceae
Product: pentatricopeptide repeat-containing protein At3g57430, chloroplastic
Exons: 1
Coding region: 16-2682 (888 amino acids)
Biological process (GO): RNA modification
Molecular function (GO): zinc ion binding; protein binding; RNA binding
Source: RefSeq, a predicted model, not a curated record